CCUUGCGCUCGGAGGUGCAUCGCGAAACACCGACAAAAUGUGCCGGAUCCACUCCGGCAGCUUCCAGUUAGGAUACUGGAUUAUUGUCCUUGUCAUCGGUCUGCAAGAAUGUGCUCAAAGUUUCCGUGGCCCAUCCUUCACUAAAGAACCACCAAAUAAAGCGGUAUUUCAUAAUUCCUCUGGUACUAUUAUUCCUUGCCACGCAACAGGAGUACCACAACCAACGAUAUAUUGGACAAAAGGUGAUUGGACUCGAUUACCAAAUGUUCCAGGCUUGCGACAUUCUAGACAAGAUGGCUCUUUAGUCUUCCAACCUUUCAGAGCUGAAGAGUAUAGGCAAGAUAUCCAUGGUGCUGUGUACCGAUGUGUUGCAACAAAUAGUUUUGGAUCCAUUGGGUCAACAGAAGUUCAUGUUCGUGGUGUGGUUCUUCAAGAAUAUCAAGCCCACGUUUAUGAUGAAUACGUGAUCCAUGGUAAUACCGCUGUCUUCCGAUGCCAAGUACCCGAUUUCAUGAAAGAAUUUCUGACCGUCACCUCUUGGACGAGGGAUGAUGGACUGGUUAUAGUGCACCAUAAAAAUGCUGGAGCCAAGUAUAUUGUUUUGAAAGAUGGUGAACUCCAUAUUAGAAAUGCUGCUCGUGGAGAUAGUUUCAAAAAGUACAGAUGCCUCGUUAAGAGUACCUUGACGGGAAGUGUAACGCCUAGUGUUAGCUCUGGUCAACUCAUAGUAACAGAUCCUACCGGAAGUAUUCCUCCACGUAUCACAAGCGGAAGACCUGGUAUUUUGAUUAGAGAAGGUGAAAAUGCUGAACUUCCAUGUACUGCACAAGGAUAUCCAGUACCCCAGUACACGUGGUACAGAAGAGAAAACAACAGACUGGUACCUCUAGUGAUCAGUAAUCAGAUGAUGCUGGUCAACGGAAGCCUUUUCAUUGAACGUACAAGACCUCAAGAAUCUGGCAAAUACAUAUGCAUUGUAAACAACAGCGUUGGUGAAGUUCGUGUUGAAACAGAACUCACGGUUUAUGGGAAUUUGUCUGUCUCUCUGUUCCCUGCCCAGCUGACAACAGAAUCUGGCCGUUCCGCCACUCUCAACUGCAGUGUCCAGGGUUAUCCCGUUCAUUCAAUAACCUGGUUUAAGGACACUCGCCAUCUGGCUACCAGCAACAGGGUUCGCUUAAUUGCCAACCAAGUCCUUCACAUAACUUCAGUCCUGAGGGAAGAUCAGGGGAUGUAUCAAUGUUUCGCUUAUGGAAGUUUGCAGUCCAUUCAGAGCUCAGCGCAGAUCGUGCUUUCCGAGGAUGCACCUGUUUUAAAAUACGUAUUUAAUCGUCAAACCGUGCAGCCUGGUGAGCGAUUCUCCUUACGCUGUGUUGCAGCUGGGAAUCCCAUUCCAAGAGUGACUUGGUCAUUAGACUCAAGACCAAUACCUGAAAAUCACAGGGUUCAAUACGGAGAUUUCGUGAGCAUACAUGCAGAGGUGGUCAGCUUUGUGAAUGUGAGUUCAGCUCGCUCAGAGGAUGGUGGAGUUUAUGAAUGCAGAGCUCAAAAUGAAGCCGGUUCAAUCAACCACAAAGAAAGAGUAGACGUUUUGGGACCUCCUUUCAUCAGGUCUAUGAAUAACGUCACAGUUGUCGAUGGUGACUCGUUAUUUUACCAUUGUCCAGCAUCAGGAUUUCCUCUGCCAACGAUAACAUGGAGUAAAGAUGGAAGAGAAUUGCCAUUUAACGAACGGCAGCAAGUAAAUAUGAAUGGUAGUUUCUAUGUCAAGGAUGUAACACGAGAAACUGAUGAAGGAACAUAUGUUUGUACAGCUGUCAACAAGCAAAAAGAGCGAGCUCAAAAGGAAUUGCAUGUUCGAGUCAUGAAGAAACCAAGAAUCAACCCAUUCGCUUUCCCAAAAUUCCUUGCUGAAGGUAAUCAUGUCAUCGUAACUUGCAGCGUGUUGACAGGCGAUCCACCCAUUACUAUAAGAUGGCUAAAAGAUGGUAUGACCUUGAACAAGAAGAUGUUGAACAUCGAUGAAUCAUCCAUGGGGCAUCUAGGAUCUGCAUUGGUAUUUAAUAGUGUUGGAAGAAAUCAUAAUGGCAAUUACACAUGUUUAGCUGAAAAUGCUGCUGGAGAAUCAAAUUUCACUGCAACUAUGCUGGUAAAUGUUCCUCCAAGAUGGCGUGUGGAGCCAACUGAUGCAACUGCUGUCGUCGGGGAUUCUGUUGUUUUCGACUGCCAAGCAGAAGGAUACCCACAGCCACUUAUAAGGUGGAAAAAAGCAACAGGAGGCAACUCAGCCAGUCGGAAUUUUAAGUCCAUCAUCAGCAAUUACCACAUCCAGACGCUGGAGAAUGGCUCUCUUAGCAUCAAGGACCUAACAGAAGAGGACAGAGGUCACUAUCUAUGCGAGGCGGCCAACGGCGUUGGUGCUGACCUAAGCACUGUUGUCAAGUUGUCCGUUCAUGUGGCUGCACAUUUCAAGACUCCAUUUCGUGUUCACAGAGUCUCUAAAGGAGAUUCUCUCAAUAUUCAGUGUGAAGCCAUAGGAGAAAAUCCGAUAAAAAUUGAAUGGUCAAAGGAUAAAGUGGUGCUGAACUCCAACACUGAAACAAGAUACAACAUAAAAGAUGAGUUGACUUCGAAAGGUAAAAUUUCUACAUUGAUGGUUUCAACUCCCGAUAGAAGAGAUUCUGCACUUUUUUCCUGCACAGCUACCAAUGCAUUUGGCAAAGAUGACACAAAUAUCCAAGUGCUUGUAGAAGAAGUGCCAGAUCCUCCCUCCGAAAUCCUAGCAACAGAUGUGAGCAGUCGUGGGGUGGUGUUGAGCUGGAGCGUUCCUUAUACUGGGAACAGUCCGGUCACGAAGUACGUCUUAUAUUGGAAGACCGCUUCUGGUUCCUGGUCAACUGAUGUCAAGAAAACUGAAAUACCUGGUUCAAACACCUCCAUCUCAAUAAGUGGUUUACUGCCGAUGACAACGUACUACUUCAAGUUGCAAGCAGAAAACGCUAUUGGUAGAAGCUCUUUUGGUGAGGUAAUAACGGUUACGACGGACGAAGAAGUUCCAAGCGAAGCUCCGAUGCACGUUGAAGCUAUACCUCUGAGUACUCAUUCUAUUAGAGUAUUAUGGAAGCCUCCACCAGCUUCAGGUACUCAUGGUAAAAUCAGAGGCUACUACGUUGGUCACAAGGUGCGCAACUCUGCGGAUCAUUUAAUAUAUAAGACAAUAGAAGAAAGCGAAUUUGAUUCUACUUUAGAAUGCACCAUCACGAAUUUGCGUCGAGGGACCGAGUACAGCAUAAUAGUUCAAGCUUUCAACAACAGAGGCACCGGCCCACCUUCGAAGGAAAUAUAUGUUAAAACGCAUGAGAAUGAUCCACCCCCAUCUCCAGUCUUGCGAGUAGUAUCAUCAACAUCAACUGCAGUUGUUUUAGGAUGGGACAUUCCAGCUGCUGACAGCACUCCUGUUAAGGGUUACAAGUUAUUUUAUCGUGCGGAAUUGCCAGAGUGGGACGAAAUUGAAGUUCCUGAUCCAUCGCAGUCACAGUAUACGCUUAGGUCUCUCAGUUGUGGCACAAGAUAUCAAUUUCACAUCAUCGCAUACAAUGAUGUGGGACGCAGCGAUCCAAGCGACGUUGUAAGUCUGAUGACACAAGGGGGAUCUCCUAUAGCUCCAGAAAAAAUGGCCCUGCUGAGCAUAAAUACCACCUUCGUUGUUCUAAACCUGUAUGCGUGGAAAAACGGUGGCUGUCCUAUAUCGUUCUUUGUUGUACAGUACAAAGCCAAAGGACAAAGAGAAUGGGUUCUCGUCUCCAGUAAUCUUGAUCCACGGCAUGAAGAGUUUGUUGUCACCGGAUUGAAUCCUGCAACUUGGUACAAUUUACUAAUGUCUGCACAUAACGAAGCUGGGGCUACAGAAGCUGAAUACGUCUUCGCAACUCUUACUGUCACAGGAGGAACCAUAACUCCAAUUGUAGCUGGGAGAGAAGAAGGCCCUCUAUUCUAUCGAAAUCUUUCGGUUCUUGUGCCGAUUGUGUGUGCAAUAGUAGUGCUUCUGGUGAUUACUUUAGUUAUUCUUAUCGUCUGUUUGAAGAAAAACAGAAAUCCAGAUUAUGCUACUCCUUCUCAAAAUCAAGAAAGCCGAACAGAACAAAAGGGAGACAACAUUUCCAUGGCUUCAGUUGGAAAGAAAGUAUACGAAACGCCAAGGGAGACAUUAUACUACCCUUCUCCAUAUGCUACCACAAGAAUAUCCAUGUAUUCCGCUGACAGUGAAUCGUCUUCUGGACAGACUAACAGCCUCCAGAGGCCUAGUGGAACUCACAGGGCGGAGCAUACUUAUGACGUGCCUUUUCCACAGAAGUUUCGGGAUCACUCAAGUUACAGUGCAGCAGUGCAUGAUUAUCAGCAGUUAUUUACAGAAGCUGGGCUUCAUCAUUUUGUUGAAUCGUUCGACGUCGAUCAGCGCCAUCUAAUUGUCCAACGCAUGUGCCUGCAAACCUACGAAGCGAAACCGGGCCACCAACGUUCAUCUUCCCUUUAUCAUCAGCAUCCUCAUCUUCAAAAUCAUCAUGAACAACAGCAGCCUGAUCUGCAACAUCAGCACAUAUACAGACUGAAUAGACACUCCGAGCCAAAUUCCAGAUUCGCCCAUGAUUAUCUUUCAGAAGGAAAUUCAGACGAAGACGAAGGCAGCUUGAAUGGUGAUAAAGCAUGUUUCCAGGGUGGCGGAAAUACAACGGACAGUCAUGAGAUGUCCGAAGCUGAAUGCGAUCGAGAUUAUCAUCAGCAUCUGAGAAAAAAUUCUCAUUCACCAUUUGUCAAGUUUCGAAUUGGGCCGCUCACUACAAACUGCGGUUUGUGUGCCGAUAACGAGUGAUGUAUGGACACAAUUUCGAGCGUUUUUCGCCCCCUGCAUAUUUGAUGAAGCCGACUCUCUGUAAAGGGAUAAUGUGAGCGGAUUCGUUAUUCUGUUACUUGGAGUGACUGCCUCGAAUGAGACUGAUUUGCACAAAUGUGUGAAGGGUGUAUUUUUAUCUUAGAAAAAAUUGGACUGUUUUAAGCGUGAUAGGAAUGAGAUUUGCUAGAUGAUAAAGCAUAAGAAACGAGCUAAGUUGUCUUUUUAGUUGGAAAUAUUAUUGUUGUAGUUUUUGAAAAUAUGAAAGUACGAUUCAUAAAACUUUAAAGAAGCUUAAUUUUGCAGAUAAGAAUUAU
Molecule: messenger RNA, 5205 nt
Organism: Argiope bruennichi
Lineage: Eukaryota; Metazoa; Arthropoda; Arachnida; Araneae; Araneidae
Product: cell adhesion molecule Dscam2-like
Exons: 26
Coding region: 38-4870 (1610 amino acids)
Biological process (GO): axon guidance; cell adhesion
Cellular component (GO): plasma membrane
Molecular function (GO): protein binding
Source: RefSeq, a predicted model, not a curated record